GCAGUUCUCGAACAACACAAAACGCUGCUGCCGCUGCUGCUUCGUAGCUACGAACUGCCGCUGCUGUACCGCUGCUGCUACUACUUUUGCUGACGGUAUAUACGAGAGAUAAAAAUCCCCACGCACGAUGCAAUCAAUACGGAAGAGCUGAUCGGUCAUCUUCAUCAUGGAUGCCCUGGAGAAGAAUGACAACGCCUCGUUGAUGCAGCUGCAACCUCUGGAGCUGGCCACGAACAACGCGAGCUCGGCGUCGAAUUAUUUGUUGAAUUACGAUGUCACUGCCAUUGUCUCAGCCUUCGUACUCCUCCUUAUGAUAUUUACGACCGCUUUCGGCAACGGGUUUGUGAUAGCAGCUAUUUUCAAGGAACGCAACUUGCAAUCAGUGGCAAAUUACUUGAUAGUUAGCCUGGCCGUAGCGGACCUCAUGGUCGCAUGCUUGGUAAUGCCUUUAGGAGCCAUUUACGAGAUAAACUCGGGAUGGUCUCUGGGGCCGGAGCUGUGCGAUAUGUGGACCAGCAGCGACGUACUCUGCUGCACCGCCUCGAUAUUGCAUUUGGUGGCUAUUGCGGUCGACAGAUAUUGGGCAGUCACCGAUCUGAAUUAUAUACAGGCACGAAAUCCUCGCAGAAUCAUAUUUCUCAUCGUGGCGGUGUGGGUGGUGGCGCUGGGCGUCUCGGUGGCGCCCCAGCUCGGCUGGAAGGAUCCGGGCUACCUGGAUCGCAUCGCCGCCGGUCGCUGCCUCGUCUCCCAAGAUCCUGCCUAUCAAAUAUUCGCCACCUGCGCGACGUUCUAUCUGCCGCUGCUGGUCAUACUCGUGCUCUACUGGAGGAUAUUCCAGGCGGCGAGGCGACGAAUACGCAAGCGGCCCGGCACGAUAAUACAGCCGCAGCGCGAGCGUCACGGACUACUCAGGCUCGUGAAGAAAGGCUCGAGAGAGGAGUCGACGACGGCGUUCACGAUAUCUCGCUCGACGCCCGAGCACUCGUCCGUAUCUCCGGAAAAAUCGUCGUCUUACAACGGAUCGAACCAGCCGACAUCGACCCAACCGACUACGACCGCCAACACCACAGUUACUCUGACAAUGACGACGACGACGACGACGAUGAGUCCGAACUCGACGGUGACAACGACCGUGACGAACACAGCACCACCACAACAGCAACAAGCCUGCAGCGCACUGUCGACUCGCAAGAUCGCCCGCGAGAGUCUGGAAUCGAAGCGCGAGCGCAAAGCGGCCAAGACCCUGGCCAUCAUCACCGGGGCCUUCGUCGCCUGCUGGCUGCCCUUCUUUCUCGUCGCCCUGCUGCAGGCAAUGUGCUCGAGCUGUCAGCCGCCGGAUCUCGUCGCCUCGGUGUUUUUGUGGCUCGGCUACUUCAACAGCACCCUCAAUCCGAUCAUCUACACGAUAUUCUCGCCCGAGUUUCGGCAGGCGUUCAAGCGCAUACUCCGCAUAGGUAAUGCGGUACCGCCGAGGCCCGGUGCCGGACGCUGAAUAUCUCUCCGAUGUCGUGCAAAGGUUUGAGGACUUGGUAUACAUAAACGAAUCAAAAUAUAUAAUAUGUGCAUAUAGUUUGAACUUUGGGAUAUAUACGUAAACCCGUUGCGACAGACGGGACUGUAUUUUUUUAUUUAGCUGGUGUAUCGACGCGUGUACAUGCGUCUCUCGUUUUCGUUGUUGGGUGUUGUAAACUUCGGUGAGAUUCGUGAACUCGCUCGUUCGUGCGCGCGCCACGAUGCAAAUUUCAGCGACGUUACAGGAGAGAGAGUUUGUUAUUUUUAUUUACAAUUUCGCUCGGAUGAACUAUGUAGUAAGAAAAUUUGCAUUUCUCCUUGUUCCCAAGAGGUAUGUAAUGCGAAGAGACCAGAUCAGUAUUUAUUAGAGUGAAGGAGAUGAGAGAGAUCGAACGUGUAAUCGUUCGAACGUCGAAGUUUAUUGUACAUAUAAGCUAAAAUAUUACGAAAAUAAUAAUGAUAAAAAUAAUAAAUAAUAAUAAUUAUUAUAAUAAUAAUCGGAACCUGGGCGUAAAUGAAGUGUUAAGUUUCAGAGAAUGAGAUAUGCUUAAAAAAUAAAUAACUAAAACAUUUUUCAUGUAUAUUAAGAAAGAGUGCCAAAAAUAUAUAAAGUUAUAUAUAUACCGUAUUUACGAACUUAUUAGAUUUUAUACAGAUUGACGAUCGUUUCAACUUGUAUCGAAGGAUAAAGUAUUUUUCAUUAUUUUCAGAUGAGGGAGAUUGACUUGUCACGGUGCACUGCAAUUUUCUACGUCGCUCGAUAUUUAUAUUAUGAUAAUUAAAAUUAUUGGUAAAUUAGUCGAGUGUCGCGUAAUGACGUGGCACGCACCACCCUCGUAACUUUUUCCGGAGCCUUGAACAAAAUUUUUUUAAUCCUCAUUUACAUUAGAAAAAAAAAGUUACAUUUUUCAAAAAAAGUUCGAGCGCACACGAUUUUGAUUCGUUAAAUUUUAAUUACGAUCGAAAAUUUCUCGAGUGCACCUGCGGUAGGGCGGUCUCCCUUAUCAUCAAAAUCAACGUUCUUUCAAAAACAUCAAAACCUUGAUUAUUAUAGGUUGAAGGCUGUGAAAUUACUAAAAAAAAAAAAAGUAAAGUUACUAGUGAACCUUAUGUUCGAUCGGAACGAGAGGUGCAUUUAUUUGAUAUUAGUAAACUUUUAUACGUCGGUAUUUUAUAUCGUUAUAAGUAAAUAACGUUCAAGAUGUUCAGAUAUAUCCACAAUAUAGUAUAUAAAUAAUGUUACGCAAGCAAGCCGAUUCUCUUCGUAUCCCAACUGCUGCAAAAGUAUAAAAAUAAUCCUUGAAAAUGUUUCUUCCCCUAAAUCAACGAUUUUCAUCUAUCAUAAUGUGACCAAGAAAACUUCUACUAUUCUACCAUUUGUAAAUAAUCAAAAUGUACGCAAAAACAUAACACAUACUUUUUCAUCAUAUACUCAUUUACUGCAUUCCAUUGCUAAAUGUUUCAAGUAAAAUAUAAAAGUAAAUCUUCAACUUACACGGUUACAAAAAGAUUAAAACUCUAACACAUAUAUUUUCUACAAAACUCUUGACCCAUUACACUAUUUCACAUUUUUAUAUUUCUGCACGCAUGAAUCAGAGUAAUAAUAAUUUCAUUUGUUUAUUAUUUAGUUUUAAUAACACAGCUUAAACGCAAGAAAAAUAAAUUUUACAAGAAACUUACGUCCUUUUUUGCGUAAUGAACCUAAGUACCAUUAACCCAUUAACGUCAGGAGGGCAGGGUUUGGACAUACCGAAUUCGCAGUUGUUUUUAACCAUGAAAAUGUUGGGAGGGAAAAAUAAUAAAGUACCAUAUUCCCUGUUUUUGAUAUCGUUCUUUCCGGUGGUGGUGUUUAUUUCUUGAGAAGCAAAUUUUUUUAACCUUAUUUCUGCCAGCUGAAGUUAAAAACGAUAUCUUCCCGCAUCGGUGUCGUUAUUAUUUCUUGUUAUCGCCACCCUUGGGUACG
Messenger RNA from Trichogramma pretiosum, 3475 nucleotides. It is a transcript of the gene 5-HT1, whose product is annotated as 5-hydroxytryptamine receptor-like. Bases 167 to 1492 code for a protein of 441 amino acids. The record is from RefSeq and is a predicted model, not a curated record. Lineage: Eukaryota; Metazoa; Arthropoda; Insecta; Hymenoptera; Trichogrammatidae. Gene Ontology annotation, cellular component: membrane. Gene Ontology annotation, molecular function: G protein-coupled receptor activity. The transcript has 8 exons. Gene Ontology annotation, biological process: adenylate cyclase-activating adrenergic receptor signaling pathway.